AUGUCUCCCUCUGCCGACGUCAGCGGCUCAAGCCUGCCCAGCUCGGGUCAACAAGCCCACACCACCCGCAACUCCAAUCCCUACCAGCCUGUUGGCGACUUCCUAUCCAAUGUCUCCCGCUUUAAGCUGAUCGAGUCGACGCUGCGGGAAGGCGAGCAGUUCGCCAACGCCUUUUUCGACACAGAGACCAAGAUCAAGAUCGCCAAGGCCCUCGAUGAGUUCGGCGUCGACUACAUUGAGCUGACCUCCCCUGCCGCUUCCGAGCAGUCCCGUAUGGACUGCGAGGCCAUCUGCAAGCUCGGCCUCAAGGCCAAGAUCCUGACCCAUGUCCGCUGCACCAUGGAGGACGCCAAGAUUGCUGUCGAGACCGGUGUUGACGGUCUGGACGUUGUCAUCGGCACCUCGCACAUGCUGCGUGAGUUCUCCCACGGCAAGGACAUGGAGUACAUCACCAAGAGCGCCAUCGAGGUGAUCAACUUUGUCAAGUCCAAGGGCCUCGAGGUUCGCUUCUCGUCUGAGGACUCCUUCCGGUCCGACCUAGUCGACCUGCUUGCCCUCUACCGCACCGUCGACAAGGUCGGUGUCAACCGUGUUGGCAUUGCUGACACCGUUGGCUGCGCCUCGCCCCGCCAGGUGUAUGAGCUGGUGCGCACUUUGCGCGGUGUUGUGUCUUGCGAUAUCGAGGUCCACAUGCACAACGACACGGGCUGCGCCAUCUCGAACGCGUUCUGCGCCCUCGAGGCAGGUGCGACUCACGUUGACGUCUCUGUCCUCGGCAUUGGCGAGCGGAACGGCAUCACCCCCCUGGGUGGCCUCAUGGCCCGCAUGAUCGUCCAGGACCGCGAGUACGUCACCAAGAAGUACAAGCUGCACAAGCUCAAGGAGAUUGAGGACAUGGUCGCCGAAGCUGUGCAGGUCAACACCCCCUUCAACAACUACAUCACCGGUUUCUGUGCCUUUACCCACAAGGCUGGCAUCCAUGCCAAGGCUAUCCUCAACAACCCCAGCACGUACGAGAUCAUUGACCCCGCCGAUUUCGGCAUGACUCGUUACGUGCACUUCGCUUCGCGCCUGACUGGCUGGAACGCUGUCAAGACGCGUGUCGGCCAGCUUGGCCUGUCAAUGACCGACGACCAGGUCAAGCUGGUCACUAGCAAGAUCAAGGCUCUGGCCGACGUCCGGCCCAUUGCGAUUGACGAUGCAGACUCAAUUAUCCGGAGCUUCCACCUGAGCUUGAACGGCAAGGACGCCGAGGGCAACGGUGCUGAGAGCAAUGGCGCUGAGAGCAAUGGUACUGAGAGCAAUGGUGCUGCUGUUCCAGUAGAGGUGCAGUCCGAGGUUGCCGCGAACUAA
This is a messenger RNA of Sporothrix brasiliensis 5110, 1353 nucleotides long. RefSeq lists its product as uncharacterized. The record is from RefSeq and is a predicted model, not a curated record. Gene Ontology annotation, molecular function: homocitrate synthase activity. The transcript has 2 exons. Lineage: Eukaryota; Fungi; Ascomycota; Sordariomycetes; Ophiostomatales; Ophiostomataceae. Bases 1 to 1353 code for a protein of 450 amino acids. Gene Ontology annotation, cellular component: mitochondrion.